UCUUGCCGGUUAGGAAGGAUCUUGUAAGCUCGCGAGAACUCACCAUUUCCUGUGUGGACCUCGUCGCCGCGCCGGGUAGGAUAAAGGAACCGAUUAUGGAAUACGCAGGCAAUAUAGAAUGGGAGCUUAUUUCUUCUAUAAAGCACUGCAACUGUAAAACAGCACUUACUGGGAGUUGUUGCAUUUAUUUUCAGACGAGAAAUUUUCAGACGUAAACGAUUUUCUAUUUACGUUCCGUCUAAAAGUUGUGGAAAUCGAGUUGCUUUUGUUUGCUGAAAAUAAAUUCACUAAUGUUUACAGUCAAUGUGCACUCUCAAUAUAGUUGUAUUAAUAAUGUUUUAUCAUUUAAUUGUUAUUCCUAAUUUUUUUAAUGACAUGAAAAGGAUCUAUUCUGCGAGGCGUAUUGAAUAUAAAUCAUUGGAAAAGCAGAUAACUAACAACUUGAACAACUAACAAACUGAAGAAUUCGCCAACAAUGGAACAAAUUUUUUUCUGUUUCAUUUUUUAUUAAUUAUGUUUAUUUUCCGCAAAAGGUAUGUAUGAUAUCUUUAUACCUUUUCAAUAAAUAGUCGCAACUUUUUAAUGUACAAAAUAAUUUGUCCGAUGAUUAUAAACAAUGUUUUCUCAAAAAUGCAAAGCUUUUCUCUUUAUUGAUUGUGUUAUUACUUAUUAAUAUUCCUUGAAUUUUUUUCGGUAGUCCAUAUUAUCUUCCAUUUUUUCGAUCCACUGAUUUUCUCACUUUUUAUUUUUAUAUUAGCAUUUAAGCUGCAAUUGAACUUUAGGUACUUUCUUCAAUUGAAUCUUGCAAGUAAACAUGUCUCUCGAUAUUUCUAUGUUAUUAGAAAGUUGAAAUAUGCAUUUACAUUGCAGUAAUGUCGAUUUGAAAAAAGGUAUUCCAUAAUCUGUCCCGUUACCCUAUAUUUGCGCGUACGAACGAAUUAUAUUCCGUUUUGAGUCGGUCAACGCUUCGGAAUGAAUCUCAAGAUUGCUCGCGGAUAUAUUAAACGCGGCGUUCUACAUUUUCAGUUAUCCUCCACACUCGCUGCUUUAUUAAUUUAUAGAUUUUCUAUACUGAGCUCGACGUGGAUGUACCACGAUGUGCUGUCGAAGAAGGCGAAUUCGAAUAUUGCGGAGAUUCUGCAUCGGCCCAUCAGAGAGCUGGCGUUUUCAGAGAACAGUAAUAUGGGCAUCUUUGUCGCUCUUUCGGUGCCGCUCGACGAUCCGCUAAGUUCAAUCUCUCUGUCGUACUUCUUCGAGGCCAACUACAAAUUACCAGCGAACAUAACGUUCUUCGAGCCUUGGUACGCCGAGGGAAAAAGAAAGAGGCGAAGUAUCGACAGAGUCGCGAUCUAUCGAGUUCUGGAAAAUAAAUUCGAGAACUCCGGGUAUUCCGGACGAGACUGCCUACUGAGAGCAAUCUGCGAGACCUCGGAAUUUCCGCUACGGCACAACGGAGUGAUCGGCGACAUCGUGCACGUGCUUUUCACUCCGAGCACCUCGAGACGCGAGGAAUUGCCGCGAGACGUUUUCGAGGCUGAACUGAUCGGUCGUAACGGAAGCUGCUCGAAGUACCAACCGCGAUGCCCACUGGGACUCUUCGAUUUGAUCGGAGUUCUAGCGUGAUACCGGAAAAAUCGUCGCAGUUUGCCAUGUCACUCUCGCAAAGCAAACAUCCUAAUUGCACCACAGUUUGAGAGCGCCCUUGGGUUGCCGAAUGUAGAACACGGCCUGAGACGUACAACACGAGAGCAAAGAGAAAUUUCAGCGAAGCGGAACGUCGGAGAGAUAUCAAACGCGGAUAUCAAAGUCGAAGAUCACGAACAUUGUGUGUGAUACCAAGAAAUUCGAUUACUGCGUAAAUAGGAUUGGGUAAAUCAAUUUUUUUUCUUAACUGACAACUUUUGUGAAUUAAGUUUAAAGUUAAUAUGACUUAUAAAAUUAGCGUGGUUAAGUUACAUAAACAAAAACUGAUUGAAGUGUAAGUCUAAUUAAAAUUAAAUUAACUUAUUAAAGUAAAAAGUGAAUACGAGCGUGGUGUACAUUGAGAGAAAUUAUUUGAUAAGAAAUUAACAAAUUAACGGAUAUUUUCGAUCAAAAUACCGAUGAAUUUUUGUAUCUGAUUAAAGAACACCGAUGAGUAAUCAAUUUAUAAUUUUUUGAUCGGUUUGAUGAAAUGCCAUUAUGACCGAAAAUAUUCGAUUAAAUUUAAUCAGAUAUCCUAAUCAGAUACAAAAAUUCAUUAAUAUUUUGAUCGAAAAUAUCCAUUUGUUAAUUUUUUAUCGGAUAAUUUUUCUCAACAUAGUAGACGCACUAAUCUAUACUGAGAGAAACUGUCCGAUAAAAAAUUAACAAACAGAUAUGUCCGAUUAAUUGUCAAAUCCGAUCAAGAUAUCCGAUUAAAUUUAAUCGGAUACUUCUAAUCAUAAUGGUAUUUAAUCAGAUAAACCGAUAAAAAAAUUAUGAAUCGAUAUUUCUCAUCAGAUGUUUCCUGAUCCGAUACAAAAAUUCAUCGGUAUUUUGAUCGAAAAUAUCCGUUUGUUAAUUUUUUAUCGGAUAAUUUCUCUCAGUAUAGUGUUAUAUAUAGUGUUAACUUUAAAUUAUAGAUAAUACCAAAUCGCGCUGAUAUUGUAUUGAUUCGCUUGUUCGAUGAUUAUACUAAUGAAAUUACGUAUGCUACAACACUGAAAGGAAAGAUUGUUAGUCUCAUUAGAAAUUCUAAUUAUUUUUGGCAUUUGCCAUGAUUUUGUUGUUCUAAUAAAAAAAUAACAAUAGCUA
This is a messenger RNA of Odontomachus brunneus, 2775 nucleotides long. RefSeq lists its product as uncharacterized. The transcript is spliced from 4 exons. The coding region runs from base 973 to 1623 and encodes 216 amino acids. NCBI's taxonomy places the organism in Eukaryota, Metazoa, Arthropoda, Insecta, Hymenoptera, Formicidae. The record is from RefSeq and is a predicted model, not a curated record.